Cuscuta epithymum is the source of this 2615-nucleotide messenger RNA. The record is from the annotation of a GenBank genome assembly. Lineage: Eukaryota; Viridiplantae; Streptophyta; Magnoliopsida; Solanales; Convolvulaceae.
CUACUAUUUAUACACCACCACCCUCCUUCUCCAUCUCCUUCUUCUCCCUCUCUUCCUCUUCAUCAAAUUUUUCUUAGCUAUCUCCACUCUCAAACUUCUCUUCCUGUCCCUAUCACCUUCAGUAUUCUAUUUGCAACAUUUAUAACCCUAGCUAGAUAACUCCUUAUAUUAGAUUUCCAUAUAUUAUAAGAUUGAUUUAUAUUAUUAAUUACAGCUAGUGUUGUGUUUUAAUUAACUGGUAUAAAUAUAUGUCAAUGGCUCCUGUUUCAUUGCCACCUGGUUUCCGGUUUCAUCCAACGGACGAAGAGCUCGUGGCUUACUACUUGAAGCGCAAGAUCAAUGGCCGUAAGAUUGACCUCGAGAUUAUCCCUGAAGUUGAUCUCUACAAAUGUGAACCUUGGGAUUUACCAGGAAAGUCAUUGUUGCCCAGCAAAGAUAUGGAAUGGUAUUUCUUUAGCCCACGAGACCGGAAGUACCCCAAUGGAUCCAGGACUAACCGGGCGACCAAAGCAGGAUACUGGAAGGCGACGGGAAAGGAUAGGAAAGUAAGUUCACAGAGGAGGUCAGUAGGGAUGAAGAAAACCCUAGUCUAUUAUAGAGGGAGAGCCCCUCAUGGAGCUCGCACUGAUUGGGUCAUGCAUGAGUAUCGCCUUGAUGAAAGAGAAUGUGAAAUUCCAACUGGUUUGCAGGAUGCAUAUGCACUAUGUCGGGUAUUCAAGAAGAGUAUGAUCAUCACGGCCCCGAAAGUGGCGGAACACUACGUCAGUGCGGCGACGCCGGCGAGAGAUGGGUCCUCUAGCAUAGAUAUAUACUCGGAGGGAAAGAGCGAGGAGAUGGAGAGUUGUAACUAUGCAAUGGUGGGGGCGCAGCCUUCAGCCACAGUUUCUGGCUCAUCCAUGGCGGCAACAGUCCAUGGGUAUUCAUUUCAAGUUGCUGCAGGCUCAAGCAACAAUAACAACAAUAAUAAUAGUGAUGAUAAAUGGAUGCAGUACCUAUCGGAUGAAGCAUUUACUUUCAACUCUAACCCCCCAUCAUCAUCGCUUUCAAAUUAUGCACCUAUACCUUAUCCUCCUUCUAAGGUUGACAUAGCAUUGGAGUGUGCUAGGUUGCAGCACCGGUUCACGUUACCGCAGCUGGAGGUUCAGGAUUUGCCCCAAUCCACCUUCAUCACCAACCAAUUACACCAACCAACUGACAUUGUUCAGGAAAUCCUCUCUGUCGCUCAAGUGUCCCAAAAUCUGAUGAAUGAACUAGACGACAACCCUUGGAGUGGACCAUAUCAUGAUCAUGAGCCCCCCAUCGAUGCUAAAGAUGCAUUUUCUUUCCUCCCUCACAGCUCUAGCCAGAUCCAAGAUUUGGGUAGCUUCCGGUUCUUGGACCAACAACCCAGAGGAGAAGGCGAAGAUAAGCACCAAAAUUGUAUGAAUGUUCAUCAUCAGCUUGGGGACAUCUAUGCUGAUGAUGAGGGUUUGAAACCAGACACAAUAGUGAUGGAGAACUUGAGAUGGGUUGGAAUGUCCGACAAAGACCUUGAGAAGACACAUAUGGAGGAGUACAGGGAAGUUCCAAUAGAAAAUGUCUCAAGCUUUAAUAGAUCGGGACAUGAAGUGCAUGGUAUAUUUAUACACACACAUUAUAACCUAAGAAAUUCUAAAAUGCUAUUACGCCCUAAAGUUACGUAUGUUGGUGUCUUGUUAUAUACUACCCCGUUCUUUUGUAAUUGCAACAAUUGGACUUUCACAUUGCUCAACGCACAACUUUGACUGUAUUAUGUUGCAGGAAGGAGUAGCAAGGGAUACUAUACAGCUGAAAUGAAUGACUUGUCGUCGGUGGCGCUGGGAUUGGACAAUAGCAGCCACCAUAGUAUGGCAAACCAUUUCUUCGAAGAUGGUAAUCCCGGGGGUGGGUUUUGUGAUUCUCCCACAUUAGAGGUUUUCGAGAAAGUAGAGGUGAAGCAUGGGAUGUUUGUGGCGACAAGACAAGCAGCCACAACAUUGUAUCACCAAGUUAUUCCCUCUACCACGGUUCGAAUCUAUCGGAACUUGGUCCCCUUUCCGGCUAUAGCGGGUGACAAAUUUGAAGCUGGUGCCGACUUUGUGUCAAGGAAGAAGCUGGUAAUGGUGAGCAGCUUUUUCUUCUUUAUCAGCAUGGUUGUCGCAACACUUCAGGCCUGUUUGCUUCAUUUCUUGGAGCUGUCAGAGAAGAUUUUGCAUUAUAGCCACAAAUGGAAGAAUAGUGAACUUUUCAUGGCACGAAAUUAUGAGAAGCUAAGACCAGAACCAAGGGAUUCAUCAUGCAUCAAUCGGGAUGUGGGGGGAGUGCACGAGACUGCACCCUGGUCAUAUCUCACCCUCGUCGUGGCUCUUUCUACCAUUUGGUUGCACUAGAAUAUAAUGUCACAUUCAUUCUUUUGAACUAUUUAUACAUAGUAUUAUACUACAUAUGUCCUCAAAUUCUCUCUAACCUCUCCUUUUUUAUGACCUUAUUUCAUUGUUUGUUGAUUAAGAGAGGCCGGCGAAACGAAUUAGCCUUCUCCUAAUUUCAAUCAUUCUUUGCAAACUGUACGUGUGCACGCAUGUCUUUCAUCCAUAUUAUAUUGUUCAUUCCAAAUUCCA